AUGGCAGGGGAAGAGGAGGAUCAAUGUGAGCCAUCGACAUCAAAGCAAGCAGAAAGCAGAGCUUCCGAAGAAAAUGGCAGAGCUAUGGAUCCAUUAGCAUUUGAGCUUUGCGUCUUGAUCGAACGACAUCUCAGCGCUGGCCCAUUUCGGAAAGUUGGUGCGCAUUUGAGGCAGGAAUUGGAUAGACACGCACUAGUGCCCAGAACGAUCGAUUAUCUCGGCGAGUCUCAUCCGACGACAUAUAAAUCCUUUAUUGGUAAAAUUCACCCAAGCAAUCUUUCAUCAUUGGAUGGGAUCAUUAAGCGUCUCGCUGAUUUGAAUAGCAAAGAGGUUCCUCAAUCCCUUGCGGGCUUGCCACGGAGAUUAUUGUUGACGAAAAGAAAUGCUAUUGAUCGAACUCCUGAAUCUAUCAAUGAAAAACAGCUUUUACGAGGUGCCUUUGGACCGUGUCUAACAAUCAAACCUUCAGCUGGAAAUUGCUUUACGAAAAUGAUACGUGCACGAGAACUUGGCGGAAACGUUACACCACGGCAUCUUAUUCCACCGGGUAGAGUUAUAUCAAUGUCACAGCAGUUUCGUGUCACUGGCCACUUUGAUCCCAUCUAUUGUGUGCUCAUUGAUCGCACUGGACAAUACAUUCUAACGGGCGCGGAUGAUAGCCUUAUUAAAGUGUGGGAUCUUCGACGAGGAACGUUGCGCUAUACAUUUCGUGGACAUGAGAGCCAAAUUUCUGAUAUGACGAUUUCGACAUGCAAUUCCUAUUUGAUCACAGCCAGCGUUGAUAAAAGUGUUCGAGUUUGGAAUCUCCAGAAUGGCGCUUGCAUCAAGACUUAUCGAGCACAUACAGCCCAAAUAUCUUCGGUAAAGUGGCUACCAUUCAGCAAAGGAUCAACACGUUGGCUCAUUACAACCUCAUGGGAUUGUUCAAUUUGUUUUUAUCGUUACGAUUGCAAGGAGAAAGAAUUUAGUGACAAUGUGGUUUCGAUCUACGAACGAGAUGCUCCUGGAAUGCGCCUGUGCACUUCAACACAUUCUCCAGGUGGCGGUUUGAUUGCUGUUGGAGAUUCUCAACAAAGAGUUCGUCUAUUUUCCGUCGAUGAGAAAGGGCCGCAAAAACUACAAGAACUUGAGGGUCAUACGGAUCGAGUCGACAGCCUUGUAUGGGCCCAUUCGGGCGUUCGCUUAGCAUCCGGUUCUCCGGAUGGAACGGCAAGAGUUUGGACGGUGAGAUGUGGAAAAUGGAGACACGUAACGUUGAAGCUCGAUAAAAGUGAUCAGACAUUGACUGCUCAAUCCAUCGACACGAGAAAAAUCUCAAAGUACAAGAUAUUGAUGCUUUGUUGGGCUUCUGAUGAUUCGCGACUUAUUACAGCUGGCAAUGAUAGCGUUUUCAGAGUAUGGGACCCGAAGAAUGGCUCACUGAUGCAUCGACUUGUCGGUAAUGGUGUGAGCUAUGUUCUCGUCCCGCAUUCCAUCAACCCGAACUUACUUUUUACUGCUAGCCACGAUGGGAAGUUAAUGCUCUGGGAUAUAUUUGCUGGAAAAUUACGCAAACAUUGGGACAAUACGCUUGAAACUGGCGGUUGUUCUCCACUUUUUGAUUUAGCUCUUUCUGAAGAUGGCACCUCCUUGGCUGUGGUUGAUGCCAAUGGUCGACUAACGCUUUUUGGCAUGGGCAUGGCCAUGGGCAGCAAUCGAAUGGUCAAACUCCCUCGAACGCAAAUUAAAAUGCAAAACAAUAAUUUUGGGCCCUUGACCUACGAUGCACUUGGUUUCCCGUACGAUCAUCGAACCGGAAUACCACCACAUCUUCUCCCGCCGCCACGCCUUAUGCAAACGGAUUUUGUGAUCUCCGAAGAAAUGCACCGACUAAUUGUUCCAGGUCGCGACGUUGACAAUGUGCGUGAAGAGGAAUUACAAUGUGCCUGGACCCAUCGUAAAAUCAUUCCGGAACUAUCUUUUGAUCAGCUAGCGAUGGAGGAACAACGUCUUCGACAGAUUUACACUGGUGAAAUAAACUUUUUUGAGCAAGAAAUUUCAAAGGAAGAUCAAGAUGCUGAGGAAGAAAAAGAACCACAGCCUCAGAUACAGCGCACACAUCGUCCUCCGGAGCAACGACGCACAAACCUUGCCGCUACUUUGGAUCGAAUUGCAACCGCUGCUCAAGAAGAAGAAAGGCUGAGGAGAGAAGCGCGUAUAGCACAAAGAACUGAACGGCGGAUGAGAAGACUUCGACAAGGACAUCUGUCACCGAUACCGUUAUCACAAGCCGUUGAAGGGGAUAAUUCAUUCGAAAGGAACGCUGGAUCGGGAAGCGAAAAUGAAAAUAACAGUGAUGAGUCAACAAGUGGAUCGGAUGUUGAUGAUGAAGAAGAGACGAGUGAUUCCGAUUUUUCUGUGGGGCCUCGGCGGGAAAAUGAAGAGCGAACACGUCGACGAUACAAUAAAGAAACUGCAACGUCCAGUCAAGAGCCAGAAUUGAAUCCACGAAGGACUAAACGGCAAGAAGAUAUGUUGCGAAAGAAGGAAGAACGUCGAAAACGGCGAGAGGAGGAAGAAAAUAACCCGCAAAGUGUCCCGGGCCCAUCUAGACGGCAGAGACGUUAUAAUCGCCACAAUUCGACCAUUGAAUCUAUUGCUGAAGAAACUGGAGCGAAUAUGUCUGAAAGAGUGCUGUCCGACUUGGAUUGGGAGUACCGUUUUCCGGAUCACUACAAACGUGUUACUCCGGCUCGGUUUCCCUACUUCGCGCAGCCUGGAGAUCUUGUAGUUUAUUUCAAACAAGGACAUGAAGCUUACUUGAAACAAUUGAGCAUAGUGGAUAUUUAUGAUCCGACUCGGAAUAUGCUAGUUUGCGAUGGUCUUGACGCUGAGGAGUUCUGCAUCGUGACACAUGUUUCAUACACCAUGAAACCGUACCGACUUGUCGUUGUCAAUCUGGCUCGAGUCGAUCGCCGAACAAAUGUGCCAACCGGAAAAGUUUGGGCUGUUAAAUUUCACGACUUGGACAAUGUAGCGGAUUUUAUCGUCUUGCGACAGUUUUAUGAUGAAAGCAUGGAACACCGCUUUGACGUUGGGGACCAGAUUGAGGCUGUCUUGGAUUCGCAAUGGUGGACGGGUGUAAUCAAAUCGCGACAACCCAAGGACCCAGAGUUACCCAGUUCACACUGGUAUUGUUUACACGUGGCAUGGGAUUCUGGAGAAGAAGAGCCACUUUCACCUUGGGACAUGCAACCGAAGACGCAAAAUAGACGCUCAGAAAGUGUUGUAUCAGAGGAAGAGCAUUUAACACUGGCCCACUAUGUACUUCAACGUGGAGAUUGGCCAUCAAAUAACAGAGAUCCUGAUGCUAGAUCGAACUUUGAGGAUGAUCGCGAUGCUGCUACUCGAUUGUUACAGAGAGCGAUUGCUUGGCUGAUUGGCCAACAAGAUUUCGUGGCCUUCAUUGAACCGGUUUCAUUGACCGACUACGAAGAUUACCCACUAGCGGUUGCUUAUCCUUCUGACCUGGGAACAAUCACGGAACGUUUAAUCAACAAGUUCUAUAGGCGCUUGGCCGCAUUUCAAUUAGAUGUCUGUCAGAUUUGCAAGGCUGCCGAAUCUUACAACGAUCCCACCAUGCCAAUUGUCAAGAAUGCAAAAAUUCUGGCAGCAGCCUUGAUUGAUUUGAGCAAAAAUAUCUUCGACACAAGUAUUGAAAAUAGUCUCGACAAAGUGAAAGAAAUGACCAUUGGAGAGCUGAACACGAUGCUCAAAGAAUAUCUUCGGCGUCCCUCGAGAAACAAACAAAAUCGCGGAUAUGAAAUGAUGAAUGUUGAACUAACAAAACCCGGAUGGAAAACGGAUAUUGCAAAAGGAUUGAAGGAAAUCUGCAGGGACAAAUGUGCGAGACAUUUUCUGAAUCGGGAGAAUCCGACAACUGAAAUGCACGCAAUCUGGUCAAGAUGUGAUCCGGAAGUGCGUUCAUUAGAAGAAAUUAUUGAUUCGAUUGAAGAUGAAUCGAUUGAAUCUCCAAACAUGGUGCUCGACAAGAUAGUAAAUAUGAUUGCAGAAAUCGACCAAACAGACGACGAUCGACGUAGCGAGAUUUAUCGUAAUGGUCUUCUGUUGAAGCAAAAAGUGGAGGAAAAGAUCCUCCCCAUCAUCAAACAGGUUAAAGAACUGGAAGAAAAGGCAAAAUCACUCCUCAACCUUGAUGCAGUUCGCGAGUUACGAGAAACGAAGCGUAAUCACAAACUUCAUGCUUAUGACACAAGACAUCGUGAUGAUUUAAAAUCAAAUAUGCCAUCCACUUCAAAAGCAGUUUGUGACUACAGUGAUGAGGAGUUUUCCAAUCUGAGAAAAACAAGAGCGCUCAGAAGACAGAAGAGAAGUGAAACGGUGGAGGAACUCGAAGAAUCCGACGAUGCAAUGGGACAAGGUACCUCUCAGGCAUCCGCAAAAUACGAGGAUGAAUCUGAAGAAGAAAUAAUUCCUAGAACACGGAAACGAACGCAGGGGGGAAGGGUUGUUAAAGAACUAGACAAUCUCGCUGAUUUGGAUGCUUCAACCAGUGAACUGGGUGAAGAUCGCAGAUCGAGACGUGACAGAAGAGCUCAAUCAACUACCGCCCCUCAACCACAACACCUCAUUGUUGAGACGACAAUAGGAAACGGUCGGCCAAGUCGGCGUUGCUCAACUCGCACCGGUGGAGCUAUGAAGCGUACCAGAGAUGACUCUAGCGAUGACCACUAUGGUUCUCCCAAGAGAAACGCCGCACGUCGUAAACCUGUGAGCUACGCCGAGGAUAGUGAUGACGAAGAUGAGCCAACGGUUUAUUUACAAACGGAGUCGAUCUCACAGCGUGGACGAGUGCGAAAGGUCCGCAAAUUCGAC
Messenger RNA from Mesorhabditis belari, 4875 nucleotides. Lineage: Eukaryota; Metazoa; Nematoda; Chromadorea; Rhabditida; Rhabditidae. The record is from the annotation of a GenBank genome assembly.